Messenger RNA from Grammomys surdaster, 1467 nucleotides. RefSeq names its product histamine receptor H1 (gene Hrh1). NCBI's taxonomy places the organism in Eukaryota, Metazoa, Chordata, Mammalia, Rodentia, Muridae. Gene Ontology annotation, cellular component: membrane; dendrite. Bases 1 to 1467 code for a protein of 488 amino acids. Gene Ontology annotation, molecular function: neurotransmitter receptor activity; G protein-coupled serotonin receptor activity; histamine receptor activity. Gene Ontology annotation, biological process: positive regulation of vasoconstriction; regulation of vascular permeability; chemical synaptic transmission. The record is from RefSeq and is a predicted model, not a curated record. The transcript has a single exon.
AUGAGCCUUCCCAACACCUCCUCUGCCUUUGAAGACAAGAUGUGUGAGGGGAACAGGACGACCAUGGCUAGCCCUCAGCUGCUGCCCCUGGUGGUAGUUCUAAGUAGUAUCUCCCUGGUCACAGUGGGCCUCAACCUGCUGGUGCUGUAUGCAGUGCGCAGUGAGCGCAAGCUACACACGGUGGGCAACCUGUACAUUGUCAGCCUGUCGGUAGCAGACCUGAUUGUAGGGGCCGUCGUCAUGCCCAUGAACAUCAUCUAUCUCAUCAUGACCAAGUGGUCCCUGGGCCGCCCCCUCUGCCUCUUUUGGCUCUCUAUGGAUUAUGUGGCCAGUACGGCAUCCAUCUUUAGCGUCUUCAUCCUGUGUAUUGAUCGCUACCGCUCCGUCCAGCAACCCCUCCGGUACCUGAGGUAUCGAACCAAGCCCCGCGCUUCAGCUACCAUCCUGGGGGCCUGGUUCCUCUCCUUCCUGUGGGUUAUACCCAUACUUGGUUGGCAUCACUUCAUGUCGUCAGCCCCAGAGCUUCGGGAAGACAAGUGUGAGACAGACUUCUACAAUGUCACUUGGUUCAAGAUCAUGACCGCCAUUAUCAACUUCUACCUCCCCACCGUGCUCAUGCUGUGGUUCUAUGUGAAGAUCUACAAGGCUGUACGGCGACACUGCCAGCACCGCCAGCUCACCAACGGCUCCCUCCCUUCCUUUUUAGAAAUCAAGCUGAGGUCAGAGGAUACUAAGGAGGGUGCCAAGAAACCUGGGAAAGAGUCUCCCUGGGGAGUUCUGAAAAGGCCUUCAAGAGACCCUAGUGGAGGACUGGAUCAGAAGUCAACAUCUGACGACCCCAAGAUGACCUCUUCGACUGCCUUCAGUCAAGAGGGGGAAAGGGAAACAGUCACACGUCCCUGUUUCCAUCUCGAUAUCAUGCAGACACAGUCUGUGGGUGAGGGAGAUGUCAGGGGCUCAAAGGCCAAUGACCAGGCCUUGAGCCAGCCCAAAAUGGAUGAGCAGAGCCUGAAUACUUGUCGGCGGAUCAGUGAGACAUCAGAGGACCAGACCCUAGUGGAUCGACAGUCCUUCUCCCGGACCACAGACUCAGACAUCAGCAUAGAACCAGGGCUGGGCAGAGUCAAACCAAGAAGUGGGUCUAACAGUGGUCUGGAUUACAUCAAAAUCACCUGGAAAAGGCUCCGCUCACAUUCCAGACAGUACGUGUCUGGGCUGCACUUGAACCGAGAGCGGAAGGCGGCCAAGCAGUUGGGUUUUAUCAUGGCAGCCUUCAUCCUCUGCUGGAUUCCCUAUUUCAUCUUCUUCAUGGUCAUUGCCUUCUGCAAGAGCUGCUGCAGUGAACCUGUGCACAUGUUCACCAUUUGGCUGGGCUACAUCAACUCCACACUGAACCCCCUCAUUUACCCCCUGUGCAAUGAGAACUUCAAGAAGACAUUCAAGAAAAUUCUGCACAUUCGUUCCUAA